Pochonia chlamydosporia 170 is the source of this 2226-nucleotide messenger RNA. Its product is annotated as ABC transporter. Lineage: Eukaryota; Fungi; Ascomycota; Sordariomycetes; Hypocreales; Clavicipitaceae. The record is from RefSeq and is a predicted model, not a curated record. Bases 1 to 2226 code for a protein of 741 amino acids. The transcript has a single exon.
AUGCCUGUGUUUGCAACUCCUCAUUACCUUGGCUCGAUGGAGCAGAGUGACCAUAUGUUGUUCAACAACGAGUUGAGCGGAGUGUUCCUCUCAGCAUUUACCGCGAUCAUCUGUGUUUCUUCAUAUAUUAUUUUGAAAGGAUACCGACGGACACCUCAACAGAGUCUCUCACGCAAUGUAUCCGCCCCUGUCUUACGAGAAUACCAACUGCCAAAGUCAAAAGACGACAGCAAAUAUCGAAGGCUAUAUUUUAAGCUUCACAACAUCGAGGAGCACCCUGAAGUAGCUACAGAAGGCCGAGAUCUCUUGAUAUCUUUGCUCUCGGAAGCAAUCACGAUUGCGCAACCGGAACGCCGACAGGAUAUCUUUGCCAUUGAGCAUUUCACGAAGGAGCAACUGUUCUCCCACGUCCACAAGGUCCAUGAAGCAGUCGGAGAGGAGUAUAAUCGGUAUGUUGAGGGUCGAGGAGCAGGUGAUGGGCGAUUGAUAGCUACGGACCGACAUCAGACCGCCAAGGUACUCAGGAAUUUGGCACCACUCAAGUUGGUGGAUGGUGCCUGGCUUGGUCGAAUUCACCAAGCUAUGACUCCAUUCAUUCUUCGACCGAUCACGAAACAAGCUUGGCAGGUACUUUCGGAAGAAUUGGGAGAUGGAAACCUUGAUCUCAACCACGUAUACCUCUACAAUAAGCUCUUGGGUGAGGUCGGGGUGCAUCUCCCAGCCCCUUACGAGCGAGACUUUAUCGAUCACUCCCAUGGCAUGGACAACGAAAACAUCUGGAGAGCCGCCGUGAUACAGCUGCUCAUUUCACUAUUUCCACAGGAGUUUCUACCAGAGAUACUGGGCUACAGCCUGCACUUCGAAGGCCUGAAUAUGGAGACCAUGGUCCUGUCUCGGGAGCUCCAAGAACUCAAACUCGAUGCUCAAUACUUUUUGCUACAUGUGUCGAUUGACAACGCUCAUUCCGGCCAUGCCAUGAUGGCGGCUCAUACAGUUGCGGAGUACAUGUCCCACGUCACAGAGAGAGAAACGCCGGCCGCGGCAUCGAGAACAUGGCGACGCAUCCAAGCCGGAUAUGCCCUAUCCGCCCAUCAGUCCAACAGCAUCAAAAAGGACCUUGGUACCACAUUGACACUCAGUAACCCCACCUCGGGUUUAUACGAUGCAGAGAUUGUACGCGUACUGGUGGCUAAAGCAGCCGUAGCUCGCAAGACGCACAGCGCGUGUCGUGCCCGGAUCGGUGGUAAGCCACUGGCACAUUGGCUUGACCCAGAGGUUCUCAAAUCAGAAGGCCGAACAGUCCAGGAGCUGAGUAAUGCGUAUCCCUGGAUUAUCAAGGGUCGUCCCCAGCAAAGCCGAUUGAUGCGGGAAGUUGCUCGUGGAGGGAAGAUGUUUGGAGCAUUUACUGUGAAAGAAACAAAGCUACUGGAGGACUGGAUUCUUUCACUGGGGCCGAACCAACAAGAAACAGACACGACGGAAAAUAUGUACUGGAACUUUACCAACAGGGACCAGGAAAGUCAGCAAAAUCUGUCCUUGUUGCAUCUGGCCCAGGCACACAAGUGCGACAAUCUACUGCAGCCAGACCGCCUCCUGUGGAACAACGAUGUGAAUAUUUGUGACAGGGUACUCGACUUGGACCUGUCCCAGCUAGAUUGGGCUAAGAUAUCCAGUCUCUGGUUUACCCAUGUAUCUCUGUUGGAAUGCUGGGUUGCGAUUCCAUCUCGAGCGGCCACGGAAAUCGGAGCCACCGUCAUCCGUAUUCUCCGGGCGCAGUUCAGCCUUAGCUGUGAAGAAGACGGCGUCUCUGGGAUGGACGAGAUCGAGCGAAGCAGUCCCCCCGAUCUGGUUGCCAUCGGUCUCGAGGUUUCGCGCCGCAAGGGCAUGAUUCCUCUUCCUACGUCACUGUCAGAUGUGUUGGUGCGGUGGCCCUGCCCAUCAGCAGAACGUUUGGUGAGCAUAUCACGACAUCCGGUGCAAAACUCUGAAGCCCUUCUCGGGAUGACUGCUGCCUUUCUUCAUCUGCAACGGGCAGUUCUACAGGCUCCGGGCUUCCUUUGCGACCAAAGCAGGACAGUCUUGGAUGGAAUCAUUGACCGUGAAACGCAAGGUCUCCAAGCUGGGUGUGAGUUGAUUGAAGGGGAAGAGAUGAAAAAGUCCAAGUUACGCAGUGGUUACCAGAUGGCCGAAGAAAUGAUUAGACAGGCCUUAACCAAGCCUACAUAG